Budorcas taxicolor (takin) is the source of this 1054-nucleotide messenger RNA. Its product is annotated as myomegalin-like. The coding region runs from base 5 to 1054 and encodes 349 amino acids. Lineage: Eukaryota; Metazoa; Chordata; Mammalia; Artiodactyla; Bovidae. The record is from RefSeq and is a predicted model, not a curated record. The transcript is spliced from 7 exons.
GAAAAUGCUCCAACUGAAGCCUGGGAUGCAUCAGCCCUUGGAGAAGAAGGGGCCUUCUGAGAGGAGGGUGAAUGAGCCGAAGACUCAGCCUGAGAAAGCCGGAUUCUCUAUGUCCUACAGCGAGAAAUAUUCCUUGAUCCAGGAUCAGGCUCGAGAUUUGACCCACCUGCGGGAAAAGAUAAGGAUUGGAAGGGCUGUCUCUUCCCUUCUCAUCCAACAUGUUCAGAACGCAGUGAAGGCCUUUGAAGAGCUCCUCAGCAGUAGGAAGAUUGACUAUAACAUGGAACAGCACUUCCGUGAGCAGCUGGCCAAGAGUAGCCAGCUGGCAGAGAGUCUCGCCAGCAAGUUCAACACAGAUGACUGUAUAAGUAAGAAGAAGCAAAGAGAACAGGUGCUGCAGAGACUCAGUAUCUUAAGGGAGAGGCAGAAGAGGGGUAAGAAGACAGAAGUCCUGCAGACGCAGCAGGAUGCCCAGCCGCAGACUUGGCCCCAGACCUGCUCCAGCAGCCAUGCCCAGUCCACCGCCCAUCACUCCCCUAGCAGCGCCUACCUGCUGCUCAAUCAGCAGAAAGUGCACCCUGCAGUGGACAUGGCCAAUGUCAGCCCAGCCACUCCUGCUGAUUCAGCUUCAUUGCCCAGCAACCACUCAGAAGCUGUAUCUGCUCAGCCCUCCUAUCCUUUGGGUGGCACCACAGAGCAGAAUGGGACACCAGACCCUGGGCAUCAUGGCAGCAAUCACCCAUGGGAAGAGAUGAAGCCUCAGAAGAUGAAUGCCUCCGGGAACCUAUCCUCCUCCUCCUCUUUGGACCGGCCCAACUCCAAGCCCUCUGGGGCUGACCUGCUGGAAAAGAAUCUUAUUGAGAUCCAAAACCUGCGCCAGCGCCUGGAGGAAUCUGUAUUCAUCAAUGACCGCCUGCGGGAGAGGCUGGAGUAUGUGCUCAGCGAUGCCGGCCAAGGAAAAGGUGCUGCGCAGUCAGCUUCAGAUGUGUCCCUAGCCACUCCUCAUUCAUACACUGAGAGUCACUCUUCCGGCUCUGGUAAGGACAUCUUGUGA